Messenger RNA from Perognathus longimembris pacificus (Pacific pocket mouse), 1797 nucleotides. RefSeq names its product basic proline-rich protein-like. NCBI's taxonomy places the organism in Eukaryota, Metazoa, Chordata, Mammalia, Rodentia, Heteromyidae. The record is from RefSeq and is a predicted model, not a curated record. Bases 1 to 1797 code for a protein of 598 amino acids. The transcript has 2 exons.
AUGGCCCCGGCCGGGAGCGCGGGAGACGCCGGCGCCGACCGGGCAGCGCUCACCACCCAAGGCGUUCCGGAGUGCGCGGAGUCCGCCCGGGACUGCUUCCGCCUUCCCGCCCGCGGGCCGGGCCACGCCCUUCCAGGCCACGCCCUUCCCGGCCACGCCCUCCGCACGGCCCCACCCCCAGACUCCCGCCGGCCCCGCCUCAUCUGCUCCGCUUUAGUUCACAGCAUCCGCCUUCGCUCCGCCCCCGGAGUGGCCACGCCCCUGCUCGCUCCGCCCACACCGUACCCACGCCCCCGCUCGCUCCGCCCUCGCCGUGCCCACGCCCCCGCUCGCUCCGCCCUCACCGUGCCCACGCCCCCGCUCGCUCCGCCCCCGCCCACAUCGUGUCCCCGCUUCCUCUGCUCACAUCGUGCCCACGCCCCCGUUCACUCCGCCCCCACCCUCACCGUGCCCACGCCCCCACUCGCUCCGCCCACAUCGUGCCCACGCCCCGCUCGCUCCGCCCCCGCCCUCACCGUGCCCACGCCCCCACUCGCUCCGCCCUCACCGUGCCCACGACCCCGCUCGCUCCGCCCUCACCGUGCCCACGCCCCUGCUCGCUCCGCCCUCACCGUGCCCACGACCCCGCUCGCUCCGCCCUCACCGUGCCCACGACCCCGCUCGCUCCGCCCUCACCGUGCCCACGCCCCUGCUCGCUCCGCCCUCACCGUGCCCACGCCCCUGCUCGCUCCGCCCACAUCGUACCCACGCCACUCCGCCCCGCCCUCGCCGUAUCCACGCCCUUUCGCCCCGCCCCCGGGCGGUGACGCAGCCAGGCCACGCGCCGCUCUGCGCGCUGCUGAUUCACUUCUCCGCCUGGGCCGCCCGGACAGCCCGGCCCGUCUCCAGAAAGGGCGGGAGGAUGCCCCCCCUCUGCGGCCCGUGGAGGGGCGGGCGGAGGGCCCCCCUCUGCGGCCCGUGGAGGGGCGGGCGGAGGGCCCCAGUCUGCGGGCCGGUGGAGGGGCGGGCGGAGGGCCCGUGGAGGGGCGGGCGGAGGGCCCCAGUCUGCGGGCCGGUGGAGGGGCGGGCGGAGGGCCCGUGGAGGGGCGGGCGGAGGGCCCCCGUCUGCGGCCCGUGGAGGGGCGGGCGGAGGGCCCCCGUCUGCGGCCCGUGGAGGGGCGGGCGGAGGGCCCCCGUCUGCGGCCCGUGGAGGGGCGGGCGGAGGGCCCCCGUCUGCGGGCCCGUGGAGGGGCGGGCGGAGGGCCCCCGUCUGCGGCCCGUGGAGGGGCGGGCGGAGGGCCCCCGUCUGCGGGCCGUGGAGGGGCGGGCGGAGGGCCCCCGUCUGCGGGCCGUGGAGGGGCGGGCGGAGGGCCCCCGUCUGCGGGCCGGUGGAGGGGCGGGCGGAGGGCCCCAGUCUGCGGGCCGGUGGAGGGGCGGGCGGAGGGCCCCCGUCUGCGGGCCGGUGGAGGGGCGGGCGGAGGGCCCCCGUCUGCGGGCCCGUGGAGGGGCGGGCGGAGGGCCCCCGUCUGCGGGCUCUCCAGGUGCGGCUGCGUGCGUCCUCCCCGGGCCUCGCUGCGCCUCCGGCGACCCGACCCGACCGCACCAGGGGCCCGCGGACCAACUCCAGUGGGCCCAGUUAAUGGGAGGCGGAGGCGCGCUCACGCGCACACCCCACCCACCCUCCCACCCCACUGCAUCUGGCCAGAUGCAGGGCCAGAUCCUCCCGACCCCAGUUCUGAGCAGGGGCCCGGGAAAGCCAUCCCUGCUCCCACAGAAGAAUCCAGAAAGUGCUGCGUCCUCAAUGCUAAACGGGAAUAG